This is a messenger RNA of Funneliformis geosporum, 229 nucleotides long. Lineage: Eukaryota; Fungi; Glomeromycota; Glomeromycetes; Glomerales; Glomeraceae. The record is from the annotation of a GenBank genome assembly.
AUCAUCAAAAGCUGUAACCAUUAGUAAGGAUCUUCAAACUGAAUCUUUGUAUAUAGAUGAUGAUGAAAAUGAUAAUAGAAAUUCUACCUUCAAUGAUUAUCGAUCAGAUAACACUAUUGUAGCUAAUGUUACUUUUAGUGAUAGUAAGACUGCUAACCUCUUAACAGAUUUUAACGCUUAUAGAACUCCUGAGAGACAAUCAGAUCUAUUCUCUUCUAAAACACGAUAA